This is a messenger RNA of Megalobrama amblycephala (Wuchang bream), 1725 nucleotides long. It is a transcript of the gene bub1bb, whose product is annotated as BUB1 mitotic checkpoint serine/threonine kinase Bb. The transcript has 9 exons. The record is from RefSeq and is a predicted model, not a curated record. Gene Ontology annotation, molecular function: protein kinase activity. Bases 177 to 1469 code for a protein of 430 amino acids. NCBI's taxonomy places the organism in Eukaryota, Metazoa, Chordata, Actinopteri, Cypriniformes, Xenocyprididae. Gene Ontology annotation, biological process: meiotic sister chromatid cohesion, centromeric; mitotic spindle assembly checkpoint signaling.
CUUCCGGUUUUUGUUCAAACGUCUUUUGCUCCAACAACACGAACAGACACACAAUAGCGAGCAAUUUAUGAAAUCAAGCUCAUAUUUGAACAUUUUUAUUAUAUAAAGAAGCUUCUUUCGACGGAGAAAACAAUAUUAAGGAGAUUACUGUUGGAAAAAAUAUCAGAUCUCCAGCCAUGGCAGAGUGUGAUGCCGAAUGGGAAUUAUGUAAAGAAAAUAUCCAGCCUUUGAGACAAGGCCGUACCAUAUCAGCCCUGCACCAGGCCCUGUGUCAGCAGCAGGAGGGGAACCACACGGCCCUCAAUCAGAAGAAACAAGCGUUUGAGUCUGAGCUGCGGCUGUAUGACGGAGACGACCCUCUCGACGUGUGGGUCAGGUACAUAAAAUGGACGAAGCAGACGUUCCCACAGGGUGGAAAGGAGAGUAAUUUAUCAGUGCUUCUCGAAAGAGCAGUCACACGCUUCACAGCUGACAAGAAAUAUCACAAUGACGCUCGCUACGUUGAGCUCUGGAUCGAAUUUGCUGAGGGCUGUUCUGACCCGAUGGACGUCUUCCGCUACAUGCAGGCUCAAGGAAUCGGAACCAUGCAGGCGGCUCUUUACAUCGCCUGGUCUGAAGAGCACGAGAAGAGGGGGAACUUAAAGAUGGCUGACAGCGUUUUUCAGGAUGGUGUCAAGUGUGGAGCAGAACCUGCAGAUAAACUACAUGCGUUUCACAGAGCUUUGCAGGCACGAGUCUGCAGACAGAUGAUGUCAUCCAUGACAGAUCAGCAAAGGGAUGAAGACGAAGAUGAUGAAGGACCCGCAGACCCUCAGCGAUCGUCACUGGCUGAGCUCAAAGCCAGAGGGAAGAAAAAGGCCGUCGUUCCCAUCAACAGAGUGAACGCGUCUGUCGGAUAUGCACGUGGGCUCCAGUUUAAACAGCCGUUGGGCCCCAAACAGAACAGUCGCCUUGUGAUAUUUGAUGAGAAUAAAGCUGAAACUGAGCCGCAAGAACCCAAAUUUGAGAUCUGGACGGCGCCACCUACUGCCAGAGCCAAAGAGAACGAACAGAAACCUGAGAAAUGGAGCAAUGUGAAGUUGCCCCUCAAGUCCAGAUCGGGUCUCAGUGUCGCGGUUCCGCCUCCUAAACCCAGUUUCCAGCCGUUUGUGGAAGAGGACGACCAGCCGCCCACUGUAACUCCCUGUAAAAUCAAUCCUGCGGUGAACCCGGUGCUGUCAGCGAGGAAGCCCUGCAGACCGGAGCAGACGCCGCUGAAGAAGCUGCAGGAGAGACAGCAGCUCAUGCAGCUCCAGACGCAGGAAGACGGAAAGAGCCGAGAACAGAGCAUGUACUGCAGAGAGCUGCUCUACAGCGGAGCCACAGAGUUCUGCUUCGAGGAGCUGCGGGCCGAACGCUACUGGCAGAAACACGCUCACCAACUCCAGACGAGAGACGCUGGAAGGCCUGAGGAUUCCAGCACAAACUGAAGGAGACAGAUGAGCUGUGUUUGCAGUCUUCGAUGUUUGAAACUCGCUGAUGACACCUAAAAAUGCUGUAGGCUGCUCACAACAAAUAUUUGUUGUAGUUGUGUUUGUGUAUAACUGUUCCUGUGUUUUUGUACAUAGACUUUUUCUUUUUGUAUAUACAUACAUUUUGUAAUGCAACAGUUUUUUUAAUAUUGUGAUUUCUUGUAGAUGUGGUAAUUAAUGCUUCAAUAAAUGCAACUGAUUCCAUAACAUCAAA